This is a messenger RNA of Magnusiomyces paraingens, 4164 nucleotides long. RefSeq lists its product as uncharacterized. The transcript has a single exon. Lineage: Eukaryota; Fungi; Ascomycota; Dipodascomycetes; Dipodascales; Dipodascaceae. Gene Ontology annotation, biological process: actin cytoskeleton organization. The coding region runs from base 1 to 4164 and encodes 1387 amino acids. The record is from RefSeq and is a predicted model, not a curated record. Gene Ontology annotation, molecular function: actin binding.
AUGUACCAUAACCAAAAUCACCUCCAACAGCCCCAGCAGGGCUCAGGAACAAGGCCUUCCCAGCAAUACUUCCAACAACAACAACAACAACAACAACAACAACAAAAUAAUCUACAAAGAUUCUAUGGAUCUCAACAAUAUUAUCAAUAUGCUUCUCCUCAAUCAAAUACUCCUGCUGUCGCUCCCCUUGUCCCCGUCAGGUACUCCCAGCAACAACAACAACAACAAUUACCAUCACAAUCACAAUCACAAUCAUCAUCAUUAUCAUCUUACCAAACUCAAAAGUACCCCCCUCCUCAACAUGUCCAAAUGGCUCAAAUGUCAACUUCCCACUCCUCUUCAAGACUCUUGUCACAGUCUUCUCAAAACCACCAUUCUUUUGCUCCAGAUGAUAUUGCCUUUAGUGCUGCUGCUGCCGCUGCUGCUGCUGCCUCUUAUGCAAUGACCAAAACUUCACAGACCUCUGCAUCCGGCCUUUCUCUUUCCUCUCUUAAUAGAUCCUCCCAAAGAACCUCCUCUCUAUCAUCAACUUCCCAAUUCCCAGGUUCAUUCCAACAAGCAUCCUCUUAUGCUUCUUCCAUUGUCGCACCUUCAUCCGCAUCAACCCAUUCUGCUGGCCAUCCUUCUCUUAUUGUUGCUCCGGCCCCAGACAGAUAUCACCGUAGAAAGUCUAUGGUUUCUUUGUCUUCUGCCGCCUCCGCCGCUCAACCUCCGUUGCAACAACAACAACAACAACAACAGCAACCUCCACAUCACAAUAACAACAACAACAACAACAACAACAGCAACAGCAACAGCAACAGCAACAGCAACCACCUCCUUGGAACACCUCAACCACCAUCUUUUGCUCAACCCUCCUCUUCGGGAUCUUCAACCGGAUCUUCAACCGGAUCCUCAGGCUCAACCCGUCAUGCUGCAGUCUCCUCGGGCUCUUCCUCAUCUUCCUCCUCUUCAAAAACUUCCGCAUCCGCAGCAUCUACUGCUCAAACAUCUGUCGCUGCCUUCCCUCAAUCUUCAUCAACCCCUUCUAGCUCAAAAACAACUCCUACUACUCACACUACUCACACUACUCACACUACCCACACUGCCCAUACUACCCAUACUACCAUCACUGCUGCUUCAUCUUCUUCAACUUCACUCCCUUCCUCUUCCCUUCAUUCUAAAUCUCUCAACUCCUUUACUCCUGCAAAUACUCAACCAUCCAAUGGUGGUGACGAAGGUAUGUAUCCUCUUGCUAAUGUUUCACCCAAUGUUUCAACUAAAACCUUGUCUGUACCACCAGUUAUCCAACAACAACAACAACAACAACUACAACCACAACAACAAUCCUCUACAAUCAUUAUGCCUACACCUCCUCAAAACAUCCGUAAACAAUCUCAGACACAACCGUCUUCGUCAUCAUCAAAUAAACCUUUCAUUGCAUCCUCCAUCGCCCCCCCUCCUGCCGUAACUACCCCUUUGGUCCUCCCAUCUGACAUUCGUCGCGGCUCCCUCUCUUCCAUCUCCCGCUCAGCAUCAUCUUCUCCGGGACCCUCUCUGGCCGCACCUAACUCUCGUCGUGGCUCUGCUUCCACAUGGGACGCCCUUCCUUUGCAUAAAUCACAAGCUGCAUCUUCUUCCGUCACUUAUAACCCAUACACUGGUUCUGCCAGUACCCCCAAUCUCUCAAAGUCUACUGAGCAAAAGCCUAUUGAGCAAAAGCCUACUGAGCAAAAAUCUGUUGAGCAAAAACAUACUGAGCAAAAGUCCACGGAACAAAAAUUUGCAGAGCAAAAACCAACUCCUGCUCAUUUGCCUAGAAAAAGCAUGUCACUUACUAGUGCAUCCAUUGGAAACCAAGAACCUCACAGAAUGGCCCAGUCUCGCUCAAUGUCUGCUCAUACUUCAAACAACUUUCAGCAUCAAUCAACCCCUCAUUCAAUUUCCCAAUCUUCAAUCAUUUCAAAUGCUUCUACUUCUGAUAAAAAGUCCUUUGGACACCGCCUUAAAAAGGCCUUUUCUUUUGGCUCAAAGAAACCAGACCCUCCUCCUCCUCCUGUAAAACAAUCUUCGGCCUCUCAAGACCAUACUUUCUCCUUUGUCAAGAAAAAACGCACUUCAACAAUGACAGGUCCCAUUGUUCCUCCAAACUUUAAUACUAAGCAGCAGAAGCAGCAACAACAACAACAACAACAACAACAACAUCCUCAACAACAACAAAACCCUCAACAAACUGAUUACCGUCAUCCAUCUCAACAACAUACAGACCGCAGAAAAAGUAGCGCUAGUCAUACCUUUAGCUUUACUCGUCGCUCUGGUACCUCCAAACGAACUUCCACAAUGACGAGCUCCUCGGCACCUGCAUUCGAGGGCUUUUCAUCCUCCUUUGUCGACGACUCAAAACAGUCCCCCUUUCAACAACGCAAGCGCUCUCGCUCUGUAGUUGUCCCAGACUCGGCUUCAGUCCAUUCUACCUCCUCCAAUUCUUCUUUUGCAACCCUCCGCAAAAUGUCAAAGUCUCUGUUUACUAAAACUUCCUCCUCAGAUUUGAAACGUGCGGCCGCACCAUCUCCACACGCCCCUGCAAAUCUAACCCCUGCGACUAAAGUUACCCCUGAAAAUUAUUCAAGCAUUCCCAACAACCCUCCAAAACAUUCCUCAUCAUCCCCAAACAAUACCCUACUCCCGCCUUCAAAAUUGGACCCUAAGUUUGUUCUCGCUAAACCUGAACCGACCUUUUAUAUUCAGGAUUCUCCAAGUGACUCUCCUGGUACUUCUCGUGAAAGUUCUCAGUUUUCCUUUGCCCCAUUUCUCGAAAACUCUCCAGCUUCAACUUCUGUUUCUCAUGCAGUCGCAGAAGCUGAUAAGCCUGUCUCUACCCCUGGAGACACGGCUAUUAACGCCCUGGCUUCUGUCACAAUUCCCAACUCGCAGUCCACAAAUAGUUUUGACUUUUCCGACCUUGCAGAGGGUCUUGGACAACUGGUAAGUGCAACUUCAGAAGAUCUUACUACUGCUCCUACAUUUUAUAAUGGCAAUAGUAGCAGCCGUGGUGAUGACACCAAUGAUCAACCUGCGCCUCCUGAGGAGGAAUCUUCUGAAGACGACUUAAACGCCGCAGACACUGUAUUCCCGAGAAACCUUGACAAUAUUACUGUUGAAACCAUUCGCUCGUCUCUGGAACGUACAAAGUCUUUGGAACGUCGCCGGUCCCGUAGGUCUACCCGCUCUACAAGAUCAAACAAAUCGGGUAAAAGCUCCGCCGCGCGCUCUCAAGAAGUGACAGAUUCAAUUGACGGUGUUCUUCAUUCACGAUCUGGCUCGGAACUGCUCCCCAAUGCCUUGGAAAUCCAUGCAACCCCUGACCUCCGCAGUGAGCCCAGUCAUGACGCUGCCACCCCGAAAAAGAGUAUUCUCAAAAAGGAUGAGCCUGCUGUUACUUCGCGCCCAUCCUCUGCUCGCAGCAUCCGAAACACCAGAUCUAAACCCCCUCCAAACACUCCACCACUUGGCCCGGUCACAUCCCCACGUUUUUACAGCACUAACCCGGCUUCUCGUGACCACAAGCUCUCUAGCUCGCCAUCAAUGAACUCCAUGUUCAACUUUGGCGACAUUGACUUGAACCUCGACUUUGAGUUUGGCACAACAGACUUUAGCUCUCACUUAUCACCUGUCCAAAAACUUAGACAUUCUCGUACUCCGUCAAACGUCUCAUCAGUGUCUUCUAUUUCAUCGCAACCUGGUGCAGUCCACCACUAUGCUCACCCGCUCUACACACGCCAAAACUCAAGCACAAGCGCGGUCUCCACAUCUAGCUCCGCUAGUCUGUCGCCACAGCUUGUAGCCGUGUCCAAUGGCCAUGUCACAAACUCGUCGCAAACCUCUAUCAAGUACCAUUCUGCGUCUCCCCAAUCGUCGCCACAACUGUAUGCUCAGUCGCAGCGCAUGGCUCACGGUAACAAGCACUCGUCAACGUCUCCUGCACCUUCAUCUCAUGUAUCAUUUUCAUCGAAGAUUAUUAUUUUCGAUACAUAUGAUCCCACAGAUUAUGAUCGGCGUGCAGAGCCUGCAACAUGUAACCGGCUGACGCCGUUACUGGCUCAGCAGAUUAAGGAGGAGCUGAAUAACUUUAAAAUGGAAAUGAGCGUACAUGCCGAGUCUAGAAUAUAUACGCAUUUUUUUUAA